UCAAAAUACAGCCCUGUAUAGGACAGCUAAAGGGUUGAGAGUGAAAGAAAGAGUGUGUCAAGAAGGUGGUUGGAGAGACGGUUGGAAGGGGAAAUAGAGACAGAAAACAAAUUGAGAAAGUGUGAGAAAGACGGAGCAAUUGAGAAGGGGAGAAGAGUGAGAUUCCAUCCCUGAGUGGUGUGAAAUAUCUGAAUCUGUAGUUCGUUCCUGCUGUGUUUGGGUAAUGCUCAUACAGCGCACAGUUUGAACCAAGCUGUUGUGUGUGUAUGUGUGUGUGUGUGUUGGGUUCGGAAACGAUGUUGGCAGCUGGAUUGGGAAUAUGGCCAACGAGGUUUGUGUGAGUGCAGCCAGGAAUAGAGAGCUUCCCACUUUGAGGCAUUGUGUGAGUGAGAGAGCCUGAUCUGGAUCACACAGCAAGCCUGGUGAGUGAGCGAAGGGCUCGGACGGACUGCGGCCGCCCGAGAUGAAGACACGGUGGUAUUGCAAUUUCGACCAGUCCCCGCAGGGCCUCAGCGAGGAGACGGUGGAUGGGGCUGUUUAUACAGUGACACAGCGGCAGAUGCACCUACAGCAGGCAGCGAACAAAGGGCAACAGUGGCUGGGGAUGGAAAACGAGCUGGUGGGCACCACGUGCGAGACCGUCAAAAUCCGCUCCAUCAAGUUGGGAACGUUGGAGAGGAUAGUGCAGCACCUGCUCGAGGCCUUAGACUGUAGCGACUCUUCCUAUGUCUCUGUCUUCCUGGCCACGUACCGGGCCUUCACGACCACCCAGGAGGUUCUGGACCUGCUCCUCGACAGGCUGGACCACUUAAAACGAGAGCUAGGAGAGAGCACAGACUGUUGCUCACUAAAUGAUUGGGAUCAUCUUCGACAUGUGGCCUCGUCUGUAUUCUCCACGUGGCUGGAACAGUAUUCUGAAGAUUUCCAAGGCCUGGAUCGUGCGUCACUGCAGCGCCUGGUGCUUUAUAUGAGACGGGAAUUUGGGGGCUCGGAGCUGGAGCGGCGAGCUGAGGAUCUCCUGUUACAGAAUGAGAGUCUUUUGAUCAGCGAUGGGAAAGUACCGACAGAUGCUCAAGACCAGGAGGGCCGCGAGCUGCCACAGACUGAGGAGACCGGGAGCAAGCCGGAAACAGUCGAUAUUCUGACUUUCACCGCAGACGUGACGGCAUCGCAGCUGACGAUGAUCGAAGCGGAGCUCUUCAUGAAGGUGGUGCCAUACCACUGCCUGGGCUCUAUCUGGUCGCAGCGUGACAAGAAAGGGAAGGAGAACCUAGCCCCUACCGUCUGGGCCACCGUCCGACAGUUCAACAAACUCGCCAACUGCGUGAUCAGCUCCUGCCUCAGCAACACCAAACUCCGGCCGCAGCAGCGGGCACGCAUCCUGGAGAAGUGGAUCCGCGUGGCAGAGGAAUGCCGGGCUUUGAAGAACUUCUCCUCACUCUAUGCCAUUAUUUCCGCUCUCCAGUCGAACCCGGUGCACAGACUGAAGAAGACAUGGGAGGAGAUUCCCAGGGAAAUCUUUCGGAGUUACAAUGAAUUGUCAGAGAUCUUUUCAGAGGAGAACAACUAUUCCCAGAGCCGGGAGCUGCUGAUCAAGGAGGGAACAUCAAAGUUCGCCACGUUGGACAAGAAACACCUGAAAAAGCCAAAGGACCAGAAAGUUCCCAACGUGGUUCAGGGCACAGUGCCAUACCUUGGGACCUUCCUGACUGAUCUGGUCAUGUUGGACACCGCAGUGAAGGACUAUGCAGAGAAUGGACUGAUUAACUUCGAGAAGCGGAGGAAGGAAUUUGAAAUCAUCGCCCAGAUUAAGCUGCUCCAGAAAGCCUGCAAGAAUUACAGCUUUGAGAAGGAUCCGGAAUUCCUGAACUGGUUCUACAGCCUGGAGACGCUCAGCGAAGCUGAAAGCUACAACCUGUCGUGUGAAGUGGAGCCACCAGUCGAAGCGAGUGGCACCCCCACAAAGACCCGGCCUAUGUUGAUUAUCACACACUGCAGCGACCCUCCGUCCGGCCAGAACAGCCCAACGGUGCUGAGCGGCGGGUUGGUACCAUGGGAUAUACCCGGCUCACCCACGCCGGACCAGGACGGCCCUGGAGAAUCCCCUGGACCCAAGGAGCAUUCGUUCAGACCCAUCAAUGCGCUGCUGUACAAGGUCGCCCGGCACACCAAGUUCCCCUCAGUCUCCUCUCUGGAUUCAGCUGGCAUUGACCCAAGCCCGACCUGCCCCCCGUCACCCUCCGCGUUGUCUCCCACUGCCACCUUCAUCAAAGGGCACAGGCGGUCUGCGUCCUGUGGCGCUUCGUACGUGCCGUCGUCCUCUCCCAUCGGCUCUCCUCAGUCUGAUUGCCGGAUCAUCCGUGUGCGUCUGGACGUCUCCAAUGGGAACCUGUACAAGAGCAUUUUGGUGUCCAGCCAGGACAAGACCCCCGCUGUGGUGGGAAAAGCUCUGGAGAAACACAACCAGGACAGCAACGCAGCCGCCUCUUAUGAACUGGUGCAGCUCAUCUCCGAAGACAAAGAGUUCACCAUCCCCCACAACGCCAACGUCUUCUAUGCCAUGAGCUCCACCAGCGUUGACUUCAUUCUGCGGAGGAGGGGCUACGCCUCCCCCAAGCUGAGAGCCGAGCAUGGAUCGCCCUUCCCGAAGAUCAAGUCCAAAGGGAUGAAGAUUGCCAGGUCCUUGUUUUAAAGGCCCACCCUUUCCCCCCCACCUCCUCCACCUCUGAUGGUAGAAUGGGGAAUGGUGGAUGGGUGGGUGGAUGGGGGGGGUUGGUGUCCUGUGACCCACAGGGAAGGUGUGGCAAUGUGAGCUGGCAGCUCAUUCAGACCGAAGCCGCCAGCAGCGCGCGGACGGAUGGCCCCAGGCUCGCGGAGGGAUCUCUUCAAACUGGGCAGCGUCAUGGACCGCUACGCUCAGGCCGCUUCCCUUCCUUGCCAAAGGGGGCUUCAGAAACGAAAAGCUUCCGGCCAGGGUGAGGGGAUUUUUACCCUUCAGUGGGGCAACGUUUGCCAUGAGCGGGCAGAAAAAUAAGGACCACACGGACUGCCAGGUCCUCAGUUCGGGGCUGAGUGAAUGGACCAGGGAGCAUGAGGGUCCGUGCCCAGGCCCAAUCUCACCCCCCCCCCUUGCUGUAGCCAGAGAGCGAGUGGCUAAUUCAGUCUGGGUGCACAAGAUGGAGGCUUCAAUACACAGGGGCUCAUCAUCCUCUAUAGACGCCAGUGGAAUCAAAGAGAUGCCCAACUGCAGGAUGCCAGUUUGUUGCUUCUCCAUGGCUUCAGCCCCGGGCAUCCGAGCUGGCUGCUCCCCCCACGUGCAGGGGUGGGGCGCAUGGCGAUCAUAGUCGUGACCAUGUAAGCGUCCUGCCCUCCCCACCCGGUAAAGCUGGAGGUGAGUGUCAGGAAUGGGCAGGCCCAGCAGCACCAGGCAGUUGGACCCGAACCGCUCAGGAUGGCAGCAUUGGUCGGGUCACCUCAGCUCGACCGCCCUUGGCCAGGUCAAAGUCACGCCGCUGCCUCCUUGUUCGUUCGCGCCACCUCCCCGCCACCCCACACAAUACCCUCCCCUACUGACCCAGAUCCCCAAUCAUCCUACACACAUCCCCCCGACACACCCCAACACACACCCCCAAUCACCCCACACUGGGCUCAACCCCCACACACCCUCACCCACACACAUCCCCACCCACCCACACGCCCAAUCACCCCACACCCCCCAGACACACCAGCACACUCAUCCCCACCCGCACACACCCCUACCCACACACAUCUACCCACCCAUACACCCCCACCACCCCACACACCUCCCAGAUAAACACACCCCCCUACCACACCCCCUCCACACCCAAAUCCCUUCCCUCUAAACAAACCGAAACAACAAAUCCCUCCUCCUGCGCCCCGUCUCCUGAAUCAGCGGCCCUGCCCUCAUCAGGUGACAGUGUUCAUGGUGAGCCGACCCCCACAGCCUGGCACCAACAGAGCGACAAGCCCAGGAGUUUUCUUUCUCCAUGUGGGCUGGUGAGCCGUUGUUGGCAAUGGUUUGGGGAGGUGUUGGUGGGGUGGAAGGGGUGGGGUCUGCGCCAUUGCCCAAUCUCCUACCCCGUCCCAUCGAUCUGCCUCAGUGGUCCGACCGGAUGGAUGCUGCAGAACCCCGGGAUGCUCUGUUCUCCACCCACCCACACCCCGAGCCCCGGGAGCUUGUCCGCACCCGCCGCCGCCGAGACGAGAAGCUCCAGUCCGCCGCGGCUAAAACCGGGCCCGAGCGCCGGGACUGGCAGAGCCAGCAGCCGCCCUGCACGCGCCUCCCCACAUCUACCUCGUGGGCCUUCACCAGCUCAGCUGACGCUGGCACCUUCCCAUUUGACUCUCCGACCCCAAUGGCAGAAGGGACGAGAGGAUCGGAUAGUGGGGGGAGAGGAUCCUUCGUUUCCCCCCCCCCCCCCGCCACCCACCAAUGUCAACACUACACUCAACGUGAGGCCUUCCGCCUCUUCUCAUGACACUAAGAAGGAACACAUUGAGGUUGGCAAACUGUGAUGCCAUCUCCUGCCAACGUUGGCAGCGACUGACCGAAGCCUGUUACUCUCUUUGGAUCGUGAUGGCUACCAACCUCACCUCCCCCUCUCCCUCUGUCUCCCCUCCCCUCCCCAAAUGGCGAGAAUUCUCUCCCCCGCACUCUCGGCCCCACCUCACUGGCUCAGUGAUGCCUUGGGCUGGGGCAUGGGGCAAGUGGAUGGUAUUUGUGACCGGCAUUGCCUGCUGCCUGCGAGAGAGAGAAACAUGUGCUUUGCGGCUCUCUCGCCGAGAAGCCAGAAACAACGGAAGUGCCCAUCCAUCCGGCUGGCUCUCCCUGGAGAUGGCUGGCAAAGCCGGGGCCGGGCGCUCCCUCGUGAAAGCUGCAGGACCCUGCCACCCUCCCCUGCCCUCCGCCUCGGAGUUUCCAACAUCCGGAAUGAGCGGACAUCCCGCUGAUGUUUCUGCGGGAUUGGGGGGGAAGGUGGGGUUGGGAGGAGGAGGUCGAGAAGCUGCGGCGACAUCCCUAAGAGGGGGACGUUGGCCAGAUUUGGCACACCCUUGCGUUGGGCACCGGGCUGCAGUGGGAAUGGGGUCACUCCACCCGGCCCAGUGGGAUUCUUGUCUGGGGAUAAAAUGGAAAACCCUCGUCCUUCCCUUCAAGUUCAUCACUUGGACGGCGUUUUUCCCAUCUACUGUGCGUUCCUUUUGACGGGGACAUGUAUUUAUGGUCAUUUAUUUAAAAGAAACAAUUUUUCAAUGAGCCAGCAUUUGGACGUUUGUUACUAACUUGAUGUUACCUGUUUGCACUUCGAAUUGAUGGGGCGUAGUGGGGACAGAACUGGGCGAAGACGGGCCUUUUCUGGCCCUUGACCAAGUUCCUUCAGGAUUCCUUGCCCGUCCCUGACUGGUGGUGGGGGGGCGCUGAGAGCACUUCGGUCGUCUUUUUUCUUACAAAAAUAUACUUUGUUUGUAAAAAAGAAAGUUUUCUUUGUCUGUAUGCAUAGUCACAAGCACACCGGUUCUGUACAGUGGCAUAUCAAGGAAACAAAUGGACAUUGGAGUUUUACUUGAUCCAAAAAAAGGGGUAUCUUUGACAUUCAUAGAAUCCCUACAGUGUGGAAACAGGCCCUUUGACCCAACAAGUCCACACCGACCAUCAGAGCUUCCCACCCAGCACCAUCUCCUGAUAACCCACCCAAUCUACACACCCCUGAACACUACGGGCAAUUUAGCAUGGCCAAUGCACCUAGCCUGCACAUCUUUGGACUGUGGGAGGGAAUCCCACGCAGACACGGGGAGAAUGUGCAAACUCCACACAGACGGUCGCCCGAAGGUGGAAUUGAGCCUGGGACCCUGGUGCUGUGAGGCUGCAGUGCUAACCACUGAGCCAUCGUGCCACCCCAAGUGCAAGACACUGUCAACCAGGAUAAAGGUAACAGAGCAUAGAGCUGGACAAAUACAGCAGGCCAAGCAGCAUCAGAGGAACAGCAAAACUGACGUUUCUUGCCGAGACCCUUCUUCCAGAGGAAACCCAUGCUGACAACUAUGCAAGGGUGAGACAGGCCAUACCUGGAAUACUGUGAACAGUUUUUCAGGGCCUUCACCCAAUGAAAGAUCACCCCUGCAUUCACGGCAGACAAAGAGAAACUUCAGUGAGUCGUGGAGCUGUACAGCGUAGAGACAGACCCUUUGGCCCCACCAACCCAUACUGACCAUUUAUCCUAAAUUAAUCCAGUCCCAUUUGCCAGCAUUUGGCCCAUAUCUCGGCCUCCGAUGCUCCAGGGAAAAUAACCCCAACCCAUUCA
This is a messenger RNA of Stegostoma tigrinum, 6320 nucleotides long. Its product is annotated as ral guanine nucleotide dissociation stimulator-like. The record is from RefSeq and is a predicted model, not a curated record. Gene Ontology annotation, molecular function: guanyl-nucleotide exchange factor activity. Gene Ontology annotation, cellular component: plasma membrane. Lineage: Eukaryota; Metazoa; Chordata; Chondrichthyes; Orectolobiformes; Stegostomatidae. The transcript has 18 exons. Gene Ontology annotation, biological process: positive regulation of GTPase activity; Ras protein signal transduction. The coding region runs from base 464 to 2692 and encodes 742 amino acids.